Molecule: messenger RNA, 1184 nt
Organism: Tachyglossus aculeatus (Australian echidna)
Lineage: Eukaryota; Metazoa; Chordata; Mammalia; Monotremata; Tachyglossidae
Product: CMRF35-like molecule 8
Exons: 7
Coding region: 39-950 (303 amino acids)
Cellular component (GO): plasma membrane
Molecular function (GO): transmembrane signaling receptor activity
Source: RefSeq, a predicted model, not a curated record
UCUCUGAAGGCAUCAGAGCAAUGAGUUGAGAGAGAACAAUGCUCUCCCCUUGGCUUCUAGUGCUCCUAAGCAUCCCAGGCUGUUUUCUGGUGAAAAAUCAUUCGAAGGUGAAUGGCAUCAUGGGAGAAUCCCUGAACGUGCAGUGCCCAUAUGAGGAGGAACACAGAAUGCAUGGGAAAUACUUGUGCAAAGGAGUCAGUAGAUUAGUCUGUUUCACCAUUGUUGCGAUCAAAGGGUCAGAGGAAGAGGAGAAGAAUGGUCGAGUGUCCAUUAGAGACAGUCGCCAGAACUGCACAUUCACAGUGACCAUGGAGAACCUGGCUGCGGAGGAUGCCGGUUCUUAUGCCUGUGGGAUCAACAAAUUCUUCAACUUCGAUCACCUGUUGUGGUUUACAGUGUCUAUCUCCCCAGCACCAAAGGUCAUAUCGACAACCACCAUCCAAUCUCCCUCAGCUGCAGCAGAAACCAGUGGCACCUCUACUCCAGCUCACAGAAGAGACGGGGAGACCACCUUCCCCACAUCUGGGGAUGGUUUUGCUGAAAGGAUCGAAAUACUGCUGCCUUUCAUCUUUGCAGUUCUUCUGGUUCUGUUUGUGGGGGUGUCCCUUCUGGCUUGGGCAAUAUUGCUGAAGCAGAAGAAAGCUGGUGAUAAUUCAGAGGUUCGUCAAAACUCCAAUCAGGUUGACCUCUGCUACUCCUUGCUGGAAUUCCAGCCAAGAACCCUGGACUUCCACCCUGCGGGAUCCCACCGAAAAGGGAAUACAUCUCUGGGACCCUCCAGGCCCCGGAGCGACAAAGGAGUGGAAUACAGCCAAGUGGUUACCACCAGGAGAAAGGAUGUUAACUAUGCUACCUUGAACCUGCAUACUACCUAUGACAACUUGUCAUAUCCAGCCCCCAAGACGAAGCAGACGGAGGAGACGGCUUACUGUGAGAUAAAGACGACUUAGGCUACAGCCUGUAGCAGCCUGCCAGUCCUGGAAAUUUUCCUCAUAGCUUCUGUUCCUGACCUCAUCACUUCUCUCCCUUUUCUGGAUUUGGAAGUCAGUGAAAGAACUGUAGUUAAAGCUAACCCGAAUUCUCUUUCUCUCAUAUUCAGCCUCAGUGACUGUGAAAAGAUUCCCACAUUGUAGAUCCUGCCCUCGGGAACUUCCCACUUUACAGGAAUUAAACUGAAUGCUAUA